This is a messenger RNA of Capra hircus (goat), 1554 nucleotides long. RefSeq names its product synaptogyrin 2 (gene SYNGR2). Bases 62 to 736 code for a protein of 224 amino acids. Gene Ontology annotation, cellular component: synaptic vesicle membrane; neuromuscular junction. NCBI's taxonomy places the organism in Eukaryota, Metazoa, Chordata, Mammalia, Artiodactyla, Bovidae. The record is from RefSeq and is a predicted model, not a curated record. The transcript is spliced from 4 exons.
GCCGCCUGGCUCCUCGGCGGUCCGCGGCGGCGGUGGCGGCGGCGGCGGCGGCUACGGCAACAUGGAGAGCGGGGCGUACGGCGCGCCCAGGGCGGGCGGCUCCUUUGACCUGCGACGCUUCGUGACGCAGCCGCAGGUGUUGGUGCGCGCCGUGUGCUUGGUCUUCGCCUUGAUCGUGUUCUCAUGCAUCUUCGGCGAGGGCUAUAGCAACACCCAUGAUUCCCAGCAGCAGUACUGUGUCUUCAACCGCAACGAGGACGCGUGCCGCUACGGCAGCGCCAUUGGGGUGCUGGCCUUCCUGGCCUCAGCCUUCUUCUUCGUGGUCGACAUCUACUUCCCCCAGAUCAGCAAUGCCACUGACCGCAAGUACCUGGUCAUCGGUGACCUGCUCUUCUCAGCUCUCUGGACCUUCCUGUGGUUCGUUGGCUUCUGCUUCCUCACCAAUCAGUGGGCGGCCACCAAGGUGAACGAUGUGGUUAUAGGAGCCGACUCAGCCCGGGCGGCCAUCACCUUCAGCUUCUUCUCCAUCUUCUCCUGGGGCCUGCUGGCCUUCCUGGCCUACCAGCGCUACAAGGCUGGAGUGGACGAAUUCAUCCAGAACUACGUGGACCCCACUCCGGACCCAAGCACAGCCUACGCCUCCUACCCAGGCAUGCCUGCGGACACCUACCAGCAGCCGCCCUUCACCCAGAACGCCGAGAGCACCGAGGGCUACCAGCCGCCCCCUGUGUACUGAGCUGCAGCCAGGACGGUUUGGGGAGGGAGGAGAGUGCCUGGGGGGCCUCCCCUCCUCCCCGGCUCCUCCCCCAGGGCUUGGCUCCUAGAGCCUCUGGCCCCUCUCUAUGCACCUGGCGCCUGUCCGAACUGACACAGGGCCUGGAGAGAGAGCCCUGAAGUGCCUAUGCCCCAAGGGCUUCACCCACCACUCCUCGAGGGCAUUUUUUAGGAAAGGGUUUUUAGCUAGACACAUUUUGUUGCUUUUAAUGACCGGCAUCCCCACCGGGAAUAGCUCCAGGUGCCCGACAUGCUCUUUUGACAAGUGCCUUAGCUUCUCCCCAGCCCGGGAGCCGGGCCUAUGUCCAGGCGCCGGUGGCGGCAGCCAUUUCGGGUUUUCUGCCAAAGUCGAGGCUGCAGGGCCUUCUCUCUCCUGCCGUGGGCACUGGGCCGGGGCUCCUUCCCUCCUCACUCAGGUUUGUUCCGCCCCAGCCCCCUGCCUGCUCUGUGGGCGGCUGGCUGUGCUCACUGCUGAAGUGUGUGCUCGCUUGGACCUGUGGUCACACUCUGUGCCAGUGCCUCUGGGUCACCUUCCUGGCAGCUGAGGGGCUGGUGCCCAGCCCGGGGGACCCUGUCUCUGAUCCCGCCCUGUGGCCGCAGGGAGGGGCUUUGCCUGACAACACCCAGCUUUAUGUAAAUAUCCCAGGUCUGUCAGGAGGUGCCCACAGCCCCCAGGCUGCUCUGAAUGUAUAUUACAAAGCCUUGGGGGAAGGACGCACAGCACCCUUGGAUUCUGUUAGACUAAUUCUGGAGAUGGAAUAAAUGGUUUUCUCAUUCAUA